AAUUGUUCAACACCAAUCUAGAAAACUCAAGAAAAUUGAAGCAAAUCAUAAAUUAUCCAUAAAUAACAUGAUUAAUUGAAAACUUCUUCCUUUCAAUUAAGUUUCUUCACUCUCCACUCGAUAACAUCAACUUCGUUCUACACAAUUAGAAAGAAAAAUUAGAAAUGUUUCCACAAACAUAAAUAAGAUUAGUUGUUUAGAAUAUUAAAUAUACCGAGAAAAUUAAUUAUAUGAGUGUGGACGGGUACCAAUGGGUCGGGUUUACCUAAAUCCAAACCCAACCCAACCCGAUGAAUAGUGAACGGAUUUAAACCCAAACCCGGCCCAAAACCCCGUCAACACGGAUUUUACCCGCAUUGACCGGAUUGGAUCGGGUGGGUACCCGUGGGUUCGGGUUUUGUUGCCAUCCCUAUCUCCUAGCACUCAAUGCCUCGCAAACUCAGCAAUACCUAACAAUAAAAUUGUGUCGCCUUCCUCCAUAUCCAGGAUAUUCUUUUAGCGAGAGAGAUCUCCGUCAUGCACCUGGUCCGGUUAGUGGAGAUGGGAGCUUGUGUUUCUGGAGAUUGGAUUGGUGGAUCGACUGAAGCAGCAGACGAGCGUCGGAGGUCUUGCGGAGGAAGGGGUAAUUAAGUUCGUUCUCGUAUAAGGGUUUCUUCCUGUUUCAACAUAAGAAUUUGAAAUUUCUAGAACCCAAAUACAGCUUCAUCUUCUCCUCUUCCUUCCUGAACCCUUGUCGGCGAUUUCUAGCCUUUCCAGAACCCAAAUCCACCUUCGUCGUUACCCAUAACAAAAAAAUCCACCUUUGUCUUCUCCUCUUCCUUCCUGAACCCCUGCCGGCAAUUUCUAGCCUUUUCAGAACCCAAAUCUAGCUUUGUCUUCUCUUUUUUCCUGAACCCCUGUCGGCGAUUUCUAGCCAUUUCCAAAACCCAAAAUCCAGGUUCGUUUUCUCCUCUUCCUAAACCCCUGCCAACGAUUUCUAGCCAUUUCCACAAUCUGUUUCUCUACUGCGCGCAACAAGCCCGCCGAAGCACACGAACUGUAGCAAUUCCACAGCUGCGGGCGCCACCUGUAAAUACAAACUCGAAGAUAAACCCGACGGCGAGACUCAGGUCGCGUGAUUAGAUCUGCGUUUGCAAGUCGAGUUCCUGCUUUCAUUUCUGGUUUUAUUUCUCUUCCCUUCUCUAACUACCUCAGCUCGAGCCCCGAGCGUCAAAGCAAACUUUUUUUUCCCCACAUUGUCAGAUCAAAAGGCUGGUAAUUCGGGAUUGGAAAAUGUUUUGGUGGGUGGGUGUGGGAUUGAGUGAGUAUAUGGAUCCACUGCCCAAUUUGAACAAUAGAGGAGGUUUCAUGAGGAAGCGUCGGGACUUGGAGGAGGCCGUCUCCACCAUUAAUUUGAUUAUAUUACCAGUUGCGGGGAGAGGCAGACCAGAAGAAAAGGAGGAGGAAGAACUAAGAAGGAAGUUGGAUGGCGGUGGGGAAGACUAGGGAUAUUAACCCCCUGUUUAGGAAGGAGGGAAAAGGGAGGAAAGGAAAGGGAAGGGAAGGAAACACAAUAAUCGAGGACUUUCCUCCGUUUUUUAAGUUAAGACUGUAUACAGUACCGUGGAAAGGAAAAAGGAAGGAAAAAAUCAUGUUCCACCCACCCUUCCGAUUUGGGGGGAAACCUCUUUUUUUUUUUUUGUUAGUACCCACUAUUGCCCACUUUAAACUUACAUAUUCAAAUUUUACUCCUUUAUUUAUUUUUUGGAUUUUGAUGGUCAUUUUUUUACCAACCCUCACAAACUAUAUUCCUUUACAAUUAACAAUACUUUCCCCCUUAUUUAAGUGAUUAUUAUGAGGGGUAUAUUAGGGUGCAAUAAAUUAUGGUAAGUAAU
Molecule: messenger RNA, 1874 nt
Organism: Linum trigynum
Lineage: Eukaryota; Viridiplantae; Streptophyta; Magnoliopsida; Malpighiales; Linaceae
Source: the annotation of a GenBank genome assembly